CCUCACUAGGAUAUCUCUCUACUAUUAUUUACUUCUAGCCAACAGGGGCGUUUAGAUUGACGCAAAACGGUAUGGAUGAUACAACUCAGCGUCCCUCGUCUACCUUCCAAGACUCGCUCACUUCCGCGGGCACUUUUGUCCCGCCCAAUAUAAAUCGCACCAAGUUGUAUGCGGGAGAUUCCUACUCCUACUACUCGCAAUGUCCUCUUGCAAUUACAGCCCUCCAACAAAAUGCAAAUACUGUCGAAGUCGAUCCAACAACCAUAAAUAUUUCCAGAUCGAAAGAAACCCAUCCGGAGAGCUAUCUAGUUCUAGGCGUUGACGAGGCAGGCCGUGGCCCAGUCUUAGGUCCCAUGGUAUACAGCGCUUUCUACUUGCCUCAUGACCUUCACCACUCCCUUCUUGCGCGCGAUUACAGCUUCAACGACAGCAAGGUUCUAACACCUGGUGUCCGCGCCAAUCUGAUGCGAUUGCUUUGCACUCCUGGGACUCCACUGUUCGAAUCGUGUGGGUGGGCGACUAAACUUUUAUCUGCAAGAGAUAUCUCAUCAGGCAUGAUGCGUCCUAGUGUAGGAGUCUAUAACUUAAACGCGCAAGCGAUGGACGCUACUGUGGAGCUCAUUCGAGGGAUUGUCGAGGAACGCAAAGUCGACAUUAGAGAGGUGUUUAUUGAUACAAUAGGGAACCCGGCCACCUACCAGCAAAAGCUUGAGCGGAUUUUUCCGUCACUGAAGAUUACAGUGGCUAAAAAGGCCGACUCGCUGUAUCCUUGUGUCAGCGCUGCGAGUGUUGCUGCCAAAGUGACCCGAGAUAUAGCCUUGGAACUCUGUCAGGAGGAUGUAUUAGAGGCCCAACGAUCCGACACCCAUUCGCAAGCGACUAAUACCAACAGGUGGGGCAGCGGUUAUCCCUCAGAUUCGAAGUGUGUUAGCUGGCUCCGAAGGAACAUGGAUCCCAUAUUCGGAUGGGGUAAUGAAUGCCGGUUCAGUUGGGGUACGGCAAAAGAAGUGCUUGAGAUGAAGUCGGGGGUGAAGGUGGACUGGCCACUAGAUCAAGAAAACGCGCAACUUCGAGAAUUCUUUUUGACAUCUGAGACUACCAUUGGGGCCAAUCAAGAGUUGCGAGAUUGGUUUGGUCAAAAAACGGCAGAGGUUCUUUAAGCAGAGAUAUUAAACUCUAUAUUGAAAACGUGAUAGCGACUCGUGAUACCCCCCAGCAUGUACAAUUAUCAAAUCCUACCUCUGCAACUGGAUAGUGUAAACUGAAAGGCAUUCGGAUAGAAAACUAGGAUAUGAGGAGAAAGGGGAUUAUUAACAUAAAACAAACCAAACCGAAAAAUAAAGAAAAAAGGCCAGGAUUCCAUUGGGUAUCUAAAUCAGUUCACACUUUGAAACAUACUAGCUCCAGGACGAGUUAGCGGAGGAGUUGGUGUACAAGUAGGUGCUAGGUUGAGGAAAGAAGGAAUUAAAUGCUCCAUCUCACAAAGUCGCUGUUGCAAAGUAGUAAUUGUCC
Molecule: messenger RNA, 1512 nt
Organism: Aspergillus alliaceus
Lineage: Eukaryota; Fungi; Ascomycota; Eurotiomycetes; Eurotiales; Aspergillaceae
Product: ribonuclease H2 catalytic subunit RNH201
Exons: 1
Coding region: 72-1160 (362 amino acids)
Biological process (GO): DNA replication, removal of RNA primer; mismatch repair
Cellular component (GO): ribonuclease H2 complex
Molecular function (GO): RNA-DNA hybrid ribonuclease activity; RNA binding
Source: RefSeq, a predicted model, not a curated record